Molecule: messenger RNA, 917 nt
Organism: Diatraea saccharalis (sugarcane borer)
Lineage: Eukaryota; Metazoa; Arthropoda; Insecta; Lepidoptera; Crambidae
Source: the annotation of a GenBank genome assembly
GACAAAAAGUCAAACAUCAAAACCGAAGCACAGGUAGCUCGAUUUCAAUUUCUCAGCCAAGAUAAUUAUAACUGUUUAAAUAUAUUCAAUUCGUUAAAUCGCAAAAGAACCAAUUGUCAAAAUGUCGGCACGUUACGAUAGAGCUAUUACUGUGUUUUCCCCAGAUGGUCAUUUGCUGCAAGUAGAAUAUGCUCAGGAAGCCGUUCGUAAAGGUUCUACAGCGGUGGGAGUUAGGGGAGCCGAUGUGGUUGUAUUAGGUGUCGAGAAAAAGUCUGUUGCAAAGUUACAAGAAGAACGAACUGUGAGAAAAAUAUGCCUCCUCGAUGAUCAUGUUGUAAUGGCAUUUGCUGGUUUGACUGCUGAUGCUAGAAUACUUAUAAACAGAGCUCAAAUUGAAUGCCAGUCUCACAAACUUACAGUUGAAGAUCCUGUAACCUUAGAGUAUAUCACUAGAUAUAUUGCUGGUCUUAAACAAAAAUAUACUCAGAGUAAUGGACGUCGUCCAUUUGGUAUUUCAUGUCUUAUUGGUGGAUUUGACUAUGAUGGCCAGCCACACCUUUUCCAAACUGAGCCUUCUGGAAUUUACUAUGAAUGGAAAGCUAAUGCUACUGGCAGAUCUGCUAAAACUGUUAGAGAAUUUUUGGAAAAGAAUUACACACAAGAAGAGGUUGCUAAUGAGAAAGGAGCUGUGAAGCUUGCCAUUCGUGCUCUUUUGGAAGUUGUACAAUCUGGACAAAAGAAUUUAGAAAUAGCUGUGAUGAGACGUGGACAACCAAUGCAAAUGCUUGAUUUGGAUACCAUCAAUUCAUAUGUCUCUGUAAUUGAAAAAGAAAAAGAAGAAGAAGCAGAAAAGAAAAAACAGAAGAAGUAAUUGUAAUAUUAAUAUUAUAAUUAAAGAACACUUUUUAUAAUGUCUU